AUGAGCACUAAAGAGAAAACUAUGGGUUUUUGGAAGAAAAAGUCCGGAUUAGAGAAGAAGCUAAUCGUCGCCACUGUUGUCGUCACUCUCGUAGCCAUCGGUCUAUUGAUUGCCGUUAUUGUAGUCGCCGUCAAAAAACCCGACGAACCGGACGUUUGCGAUACUCCUGAGUGUCUAAUCGCAGCGUCAAACCUUCAGAUAUCACUGAAUUUAACGGCCGACCCGUGCCAUGACUUCUAUGAGUACGCGUGCGGCGGUUGGAUGGCUAAUAACGUGAUAUCUCCAGACAGAUCCCGAUGGUCUCAAUUCGAUGUCACCAGAAAGACAUUACUCGACAAACUUAGAGGACUUCUUGAGGCAACAUAUGAGGGAAACAAAUAUCCACAGAUUGUCACACAAGCGACACAACUCUAUAGUCAGUGUUUGAAUUCAAAAAAACGAGACACAGGUUUCCAAGAGCUCAAAGAAUUGGUUAAAGAGUGGCCAAUGAUUAACACAAACACCGAAAAUCCCAACUUCUUGUGGCACAAGUCUGUCGCCAAACUCAAUAGAGAGCACGGAUUUAGUUUCAUUUUAUCCAAUUAUGUCUAUUUGGACGCUAAGAAAACAAGCAUUUAUUCAAUAUAUGUGGACGCGCCAUCAUUUGGUGUCGGACGGGCACAACUGGUCAAACCUGAAGAGCCGGAUAACGUUAAGAUAUUGGACGCCUAUAAAGCUUUCAUCAAGGCUUCGGUCCAGUUGUUGGCCGACAGUCCAGACCGAGUCAGCCCAACCAUUGACGCCGACAUCAAUGCUAUCGUAAAGUUUGAGUCAGAUUUGGCCAAAUUGACGGCCGAAGCGGCCGAUCGUCGGAACCGAACCGAAUUAUACGGCGAUAAAACAGAUAUCGAGUCAUUUGUAAGCAAAUACAAUAUUCCUCUUCUGGAUAUCGAGACACAAGUGUUUGAAAACUACAAACCAAUUGAUGGAAAGACAGGUCUUAUAGUUUACGACAAAAAAUAUUUUGAAAGAUUGGCUAAUUUGUUGACCACAACUAUUAACACUAAUAAAAGAAUUUUGGCCAAUUAUAUCUCGUGGCGAACCGUCCGAUCGCUGGGCACUCACACCUCAAAAGCGUUCAGAGAUAUAGAGUUUGCGUUCAAUAAAGUGGUCACAGGAGUCGAAGAACCCAAAGCCCUGUGGGAGGAGUGCGUAGAUCUGGUCAACAAUCGGCUCCCUUUCGCCGUCGGAAGGGUUUAUGUGGACAACAACUUCUCAGAAGAGGCCAAACAAGACAUGAAUUCAUUGAUUGAUCUCUUGAACAAAGCUUUUGAACAAUUACUCGACGAUAACGAGUGGAUGCAAAAGGAGACUAAGGAUAAGGCCAGAGAAAAGUUGAAAGACAUGUUGCGAGCCAUCGCUUACCCUGAAUUCAUCAAAUCAGACAAUGAAUUAACGGAUUAUUAUAACGGAUUAACCAUAAAUCCGGAAAAAUCAUUUUUGGAUUCAAUUAAUGUAAACAAUUUAUGGGCGACGAGAAAAUCAUUGGAUAAAUUAGACAAACCAAACAACGAUCGUUCACUUCUAGAAUGGUCAACGGGUCCGGCAAUUGUGAACGCAUUCUUCAGCCCUAAUAUUAAUCGCAUCACAUUUCCUGCGGGAAUACUUCAGUCGCCUUUCUAUACAUAUGGACUUCCGAUGGCUUUAAAUAUGGGAGGCAUUGGAAUGGUCAUUGGACAUGAAAUUACACAUUCAUUUGACGACUCGGGCGCUCAAUACGAUAAGGAGGGGAAUCUAGAGAACUGGUGGGACGAAGAAACUCAAAACAAAUUUACUGAAAAAGUCAAAUGUUUUAUCAAUCAAUACAGCGGUUAUCACAUCGAAAGCAUCAAUAAAAAUGUCAACGGAAAGACAACAAUAGGCGAGAAUAUCGCAGAUAACGGAGGUUUAAGACAAGCUUUUAGAGUGUGGUGCACAAACAUUAGGGACCCGGCGCUAAUCAAUCAGAUAGAGAUCGAUCCGCACAGUCCGGGCAAAUACCGGGUCUGGGGUUCGGUUUCCAAUUCGGACUCAUUUGCCAAAGCAUUCAAUUGUAAGCCAAAGACUACUAUGAAUCCCGACUCCACUUCGAAAUGCAUUCUGUGGUAAACAUAACAAACAUUUUUCAAUUGUCGGUCAAAUACUUACAAUUGAUUUUGCAAAUACAGUA
Medioppia subpectinata is the source of this 2188-nucleotide messenger RNA. The record is from the annotation of a GenBank genome assembly. Lineage: Eukaryota; Metazoa; Arthropoda; Arachnida; Sarcoptiformes; Oppiidae.